AUGGACACGAGACCGCACAGCUUGACCGUGCCUAGCGAUGACGAUUCUCCGACUUUCAUACGAAGUGAACUAUAUGAGGAGAGGGAAACGGCAGGAGCUGGUAUAGCGGUUUUUGCCACUGCCUUCAUCCCGGCAGGAACUAGAAUAUUCUGCGAGGAGGAACUUAUUCAGGUAUCGGAUGAGUUUGAGCAGCCGGAAAUCUAUGAUACAGUAACAUCGUUAUCCGAGGAGAAGCAAGCGGCAUAUUUUGGAUUGGCAGCUUCCUCAAAAUCUAUGAAAGACGUUGGCUGGAUAAAUGACCUGCGCAAAUCGUGUGAGGGCGAAGCGGAGUCUUUCAAUGCACUAGUAGAGGCACAUGAGAUGGCAUGGUCUAUUUAUGAGACCAAUCGCUUCACCCUCCGGCUUUCCAGCGGUGAAUUCAAGAUUGGAAUAUAUCACAAGGCCUCUCGUCUUAACCAUUCCUGUGCACCAAAUGUGUUCCAUCGCUACAACUCCCGUAUAAAUCGGAUGACUAUCCAUGCGCUUCGGGAUAUUCAGCCUGGCGACGAGCUCAAUACAUCUUACAUUGACAUCUGCCACCCCACGGCCGUCCGAAGGCAAAUGCUCAAGGGAUGGGGCUUCCACUGUGGAUGUUCUGCGUGCGAGAGUUCAGACGAGAUGAGAGAUCUUCGAAGGAAGAAAAUAGAGGACGUGAUGAACAAGCUGAAAAAACGCGAGGAGCAGUGGGAGUCCAAUCACGAACAGUGGACGGACAAGGACUAUGCUAAGUCUGUGAGCAUGAUAGAAAGGGGCAUGCGCCUGAUGGAAAGCGAGGGCAUGGAGGAGACCGAUACCUUGGGCUAUCUCCUGGCGCUGGCGAUCAGAUAUGGAGCGAGGAAUGGUCGCAAGGAGGAGCUUAUGCAAUGGACUGAGAGACUGGUAGUGAUUGAGAGGAAGUGUCUCGGCGAGGAUAGCAACGAGUACGACGCUGCGGUAGAGUUGCACCGCAUUGCCAAAGAAGACUUAUAA
This is a messenger RNA of Truncatella angustata, 1008 nucleotides long. RefSeq lists its product as uncharacterized. Gene Ontology annotation, molecular function: protein binding. The record is from RefSeq and is a predicted model, not a curated record. The transcript has 3 exons. Lineage: Eukaryota; Fungi; Ascomycota; Sordariomycetes; Amphisphaeriales; Sporocadaceae. The coding region runs from base 1 to 1008 and encodes 335 amino acids.